AUGGCUGUAACCUUACAGAAGAUUCUCGUGGCAUUCUGUCUGUGUGUUCUGAUUUGUGCCUCUGUUUCACAUGGAUAUGGAAUGUACGGCAGAUACGGCAGAUACGGCAGAUAUGGAGGACCAGGCUUUAAUCCCAACGGCCGUCUCACACAGUACUGUGGCUUGUUUACCUGGGAGAAGAUAGAUGAGGGAUAUGGAGCAUGUAACAUGAAGGUCCUCAAAGAAGUAUAUGACAAGGAUAAGGAUCUUUACCACGACGGGUACAUGAGGCAACUCUUCAGACGUGCACGACAUGGGAUGUUGUGCUAUGCCGAAGGUCCCCGCGUCGUGAACGUGAGAGGAGCUUGUGAUGCUAUGGAACUUGCCUGUCGCCCCUACGCCCCCAGAACCGUUGACAACUGCUGGAGUAUAAGGGUAGCUCCACCUCCACCCAACCCGCCACCCGCCGGUCCCGCAGCGACUCCCCAACCGAACCCGCCUGCCGCUGGCCCAGGAGGCUGGGGAAUCUAA
Molecule: messenger RNA, 510 nt
Organism: Strongylocentrotus purpuratus (purple sea urchin)
Lineage: Eukaryota; Metazoa; Echinodermata; Echinoidea; Camarodonta; Strongylocentrotidae
Exons: 4
Coding region: 1-510 (169 amino acids)
Source: RefSeq, a predicted model, not a curated record